Molecule: messenger RNA, 1677 nt
Organism: Cucumis sativus (cucumber)
Lineage: Eukaryota; Viridiplantae; Streptophyta; Magnoliopsida; Cucurbitales; Cucurbitaceae
Product: zinc finger CCCH domain-containing protein 2
Exons: 1
Coding region: 129-1295 (388 amino acids)
Molecular function (GO): metal ion binding
Source: RefSeq, a predicted model, not a curated record
CCCAUACCCAUACCCUCAUUUCUCUUUUCUCUCUUUCUUUCAUUAUAUAUACUCUUCUUCUCUCUUCUUCUUCCUCUACCCCUUUUGAUCUUUCCCAUUUCCCCUUUAUUCUACCCUUGAGAAACUCAAUGAGCAGUAGUGUUUGUGCUGAUCACCAACACAACAAAUCCCCUUUCUCUUCUUUUCAAUCUUCUUCUUCUUCUUCUUCCUGUUCUUCCUCUUUUCUUCACCACAUUAACCUUCCCCCUACGAAGAACCACCUUGAAAUGUCUUCUGAUUCACCCCGCUUUUCCUAUGCUGUUGAAUCUCUUUUGCAGAAAUUUUUGCCUUUUAAUGGUGAGGAUGAAUUAGAGGAAGAUGGGGAUCCCUAUUCUUCAGAUCAUUUUCGGAUGUAUGAGUUUAAGGUAAGGCGGUGUACUCGUAGUCGGAGUCAUGAUUGGACGGAUUGUCCCUUUGCUCAUCCUGGAGAGAAGGCACGACGUCGUGAUCCUCGUCGCUUUCAUUACUCUGGUACCAUGUGUCCGGAGUUUCGUCGCGGCGGUUGUGGUCGUGGUGAUGGAUGUGAGUUCGCUCAUGGAGUUUUUGAGUGUUGGCUUCAUCCGGCCAGGUAUCGGACUGAAGCUUGUAAAGAUGGAAAGAAUUGUAAGAGGAAGGUUUGUUUCUUUGCUCAUUCACCUCGUGAGCUUCGUCUUUUGCCUCCUGUCAGCAAUUUCCAAACCGGUUCUUGUUCUUCGCCCAAUAAUAAACGAAGUUCUUCUUCGCUUAGAUCUCCCUCUACUGCCUCUGCUUCUAAUCACUGCUGUUUGUUUUGUCAUUGCGGUGGAGCCGCCGUUACUUCCUCACCGACUUCUACGCUUUUCGGAAUGUCUCACCUAUCUCCGCCGCACUCUCCCCCGCACUCGCCGGGAAAACCUAUAAACGGAUUUUCCCCGAUUUCCAGGUACAAUCCUGAUCAGUCUAAGUUAAACGGAGUUUUGAGCUAUAAAGAUGCACUGACUGAGCUCAUGAGCUCAAUCGAAUCUAUGAAUAUGGAUGACGCCAAUGCAACUUUAGCCGCCGCCGCCGCCGCGGCUUCCGGUCCAAGACAAACAAUCCCUUGGAUCGAUGUUUCCUCUCUCAACAAUGAAGAUCAACUGCAGUUCGUUCUCUCACCUUCUACUCCAAAUGUCUCCACCGCGUCAGUGAAAUUUUCCGUUGAAAACAAUAAUAAUAAUGGAUGGGCCUCCGCGUACGCCUCGGCCUCCACCUCUGCCUCCGAUCCAGAUCUGGGAUGGGUUAAUGAUCUGCUGAUGUAAAGUGAAGAAGAACGAAGAAAACUAAUACUUUUUUUUGGUCGAGGGAAAUGUAAAUAUUACACCAUCCGUAUAUAUAGCGCAGUAUUAUUAUAUAUAUGGUGAGAAGGUGUAAAAAAGAAGUGAUGAAUAAUGAUUGUGAAUUAUUGUUUUGCAAAUUGUUGAGGGGAGGGGGGAAAAGCAGCUGCCUGCUCAUUUUCCACUUAGAGAAUUGUUGUGUUUGUUUUGUUUAUGUUUGUAUUUAGGAACUCAGAUGAAGGGAUUAGAGGUGAGAAGGUGAGAGAUCUAAUUUGCAAAAAAUUUCCUGUUUUUGUUGUGUAUUAUUAUUCCUAAUUUCUCUUAAUGUAAUUUUAAUCCUAAACUUUCUUCACCAUUUUUAUUAUAA